AUGCGCUUCUUCGACUUCAUCCUCCCUCUCGUCCUCCUCGCAAGCCCCAUCGCGGCCGAAACCAUCACCUGCACCGGCAAAGACACCUCCACCAAGAAAAACAAAUCAUGGAAGGUCAGCGUCGAAACGGCGAAAGAGGAAAUGAAAAAGGCGGGCAUCUCCACGCAGGGCCGGACCGGCUACCCGCACGCGUACCGCAACUUCCAGGGCCUGGACUGGUCCGUGGCAACGUGCAAGAAAACCAACAUUGACUUGUUGGAAUAUCCGGUUUUCUGGGUGGGCCAUUCGCAGCUGGAUAAUACCGUCCUGACGAAGGAUCAGGCGAAGACUCCUAUCCGCGUGGUCUAUGCCAAUGACGGCGGCGCGGCUGUCUACUGUGGUCUGAUGAUUCACGAAGAGGUGACCCGGGAGGCUGAUGUCAAUCGGGAGCAGUCCUGGCAGGGGUUGGAGGGCUUUCAUAUUUGUGAGUAG
Molecule: messenger RNA, 471 nt
Organism: Aspergillus heteromorphus CBS 117.55
Lineage: Eukaryota; Fungi; Ascomycota; Eurotiomycetes; Eurotiales; Aspergillaceae
Exons: 2
Coding region: 1-471 (156 amino acids)
Molecular function (GO): RNA binding; RNA nuclease activity
Source: RefSeq, a predicted model, not a curated record